CAUUUUCAGGUUAUGUUCCACCGGUAUUUAUUGUAUAUUUUUUGCAAAAAUCGCAUGUAUUUUUCUUUAUUUAAAAUUAAAAAGCAAUUAUUAAAAUUUUGUACAAUGAUUAUCAAACCAGUGCAUUUGCUAUGAAAUCAUUCAAAAUAAUUUCAAACAUUUCGAAAACAGGAAUAAGUGAAAAAUUGAAUUUCUUGCCGAAAACAACUUUAACAAUAAAUUCUCCCUUUUACACUACAGCCAAGAAAACGACGAAUAUAAAAAUGGUUAAAUAUCUAAAUCAAACAGAGGCAAUUAAUGUUGAUAAGGAACUAUUUGACAAAUAUAAAUUUAGCGUCGAUCAAUUAAUGGAAAUCGCAGGUUUAAGCUGUGCGAUUGCCGUCGCGAAAUGUUAUCCACUAACGGAGAAUUUAUCAAAAAAUAUUCUAGUUUGUUGUGGACCAGGAAAUAACGGCGGUGAUGGUUUGGUGUGUGCAAGGCAUUUAAAACUUUUUGGUUACAAUCCUGAAGUUUAUUAUCCAAAGAGAACAAAGAGUAAUCUUUAUGAAAAUCUUUUGCAUCAAUGCUUGGAAAAUGACAUAACAAUUCACGAUAGUGUGGAGAAUUUUAAGAAAAUACCGGAAUAUCGAACGAUAAUUGAUGCUUUAUUUGGAUUCAGUUUUAAACCACCAGUUAGAGAAGAAUUUAUUCCAAUAAUUGAAAUUUUGCAAAAUUCCCCUACACCAAUAUGCAGUGUUGAUAUACCUUCCGGCUGGAAUGUCGAGAAUGGUCCACCGUCUGAUGGUGGAAUUAAUCCGGAAAUGCUCAUUUCUUUAACGGCACCGAAACUUUGCGCUAAUUAUUUUCAUGGAAAAUAUCAUUUUCUUGGAGGAAGAUUUGUGCCACGUAAAUUGGAAAUUGCGUUUAAUUUGAAUCUUCCAAAUUAUCCGGGAACAGAAUUGGUCGUUGAAUUAUUGUAAAUUUAAUUUACAAAUUCAAUAAAGUCAUGUAAUGUUACUAGCCAAUUGGUAACAUUAUCUCAAUUUUUCUUAACCGAAAAUAUAUCAUAUUUUCUUUA
Molecule: messenger RNA, 1057 nt
Organism: Leptopilina heterotoma
Lineage: Eukaryota; Metazoa; Arthropoda; Insecta; Hymenoptera; Figitidae
Gene: Naxe
Product: NAD(P)H-hydrate epimerase
Exons: 2
Coding region: 132-959 (275 amino acids)
Cellular component (GO): mitochondrion
Molecular function (GO): NAD(P)HX epimerase activity
Source: RefSeq, a predicted model, not a curated record